Malassezia sympodialis ATCC 42132 is the source of this 1593-nucleotide messenger RNA. The record is from the annotation of a RefSeq genome assembly. Lineage: Eukaryota; Fungi; Basidiomycota; Malasseziomycetes; Malasseziales; Malasseziaceae.
AUGCAGCAAGGCGCACCGACGCCGGCGCCUAGCUCGAUGGAGCCUACGUCAGCGGCCCUGACCGUGCUGUAUGCGACGGAAACGGGCAAUGCCGAGGACGUAGCGCACCGAAUUGCACAGAUCGCCUAUCGACAUCAUGUGUCGGUGCGCCUAGUCAACCUUGCCGACUACGAUCGCUUCCCCACGCCGGCGCGCGCGUUCUGGCGCUUCCUCCUGCGCAAGGGCCUUCCUGACGAUAUCCUGUCGGACGUCACAUUCGCCACAUUUGGACUCGGCGAUUCUGUCUACACGCGCUUCUGCUGGGCAUCCCGCAUGCUGAACCGCCGCUUGAGCGACCUGGGUGCCGCCGAGUGGUUCGAGCGCGGCGAGGCUGACGAACAGCACGAGCUAGGCGAGGCGAUCGUCGGCACACUUGCCCGGAACGACCGCAUGACGGCUGCGUCGCACUUUCAGGACGUGCGGUGCAUCGAGAUCACGCUACCUGACGACGCGCCGCCCUAUCAGGCCGGCGACGUGGCCACCUUUCUACCCCAGAAUGCGCCCGAGGACAUCGAAAUACUCUUGCGGCGCCUCGGCUGGACCGACGUGGCCGACCAGCGACUCGAGCUGACGCCUGCCGAUGCGAAUCACGCACUGCCCCACGCGCUCGCGCAGGCAUCGGCGGCACACACACUUACGUUGCGGCGCCUCCUCACGCAGUACCUUGACCCCCUAGCCGUACCCCGCCGCUCGUUCUUUGAUCUGCUGCAGCACUUUACGCCGCGCAAUCACAUGGAGCACGAAAAAAUCGUCGAGUUCCUGCAGCCCGGCGACGGCACCGACGACAUGUACGAGUAUGCACAGCGCGUACGCCGCACAAUGCUCGAGGUGCUCAUCGAGUUCAAGAGCGUGCAGGUGCCUGUUGCCUAUGUCAUGGACUUGUUCCCGCCCAUGCGCGAGAGGGCCUACAGCAUUGCGAGUGCGCCCAGUUACAAGACGCGCCUCCAAAAGCCCCGCGUGGGCACAGCUAGUGCGUGGCUUGCGCGCCUGCAGCACGGUGCGCAGGUCCCACUCCGUUUGCAGCCCGGCACGCUCCUUUUGCCGGCGCAGGCGUCGGUGCCGAUCAUCGCGAUCGGCCCUGGCACGGGCAUCGCACCGCUGCGCGCCCUCGUGCAGGAGCGGCUCGCGCACCAAGCGCCAGGCGAGCACCUGGUAAUCGCCGGCUGCCGCUACAUGGAGCGCGACUGCCUCUUUCGCGACGAGUGGGAGGCAUGGGCGCGUGGCGAAAUACCCCAGCGGCCCGACGCGCGCCCAGCCGACAUCUCGAGCGAGCGUGGCCCGCCGCGCCUCACCUUCCAUGUCGCAGCAAGCCGCGACCAAGCCGACAAGGUGUACGUGCAGGACAUUGUCCGGCAGCAGGGCGCGCGUAUCUGGGACGUGCUCGCCGCUCGGCGCGGUAUUGCCUAUCUGUGUGGCUCGUCAGGCAGAAUGCCCGAGCAGGUGCGCGACGCCAUCGUCGCCGUGUUCCAGGAGCACGGAGCCAUGGAUGCCGAACAGGCUGCGCGUUUCUUUGCGACGCUCGAGGCGGAGCGGCGCUGGCAGGAGGAGUGCUGG